AUGGCGAGAUUCACUGUCCUUUUUCUUGCUUCUAUUUUUUGCUUUACUUUGGGGCUUGCUAUGCCGAGACGAGACGAUGGUGUUGCGUUAGACAUAAGUGCUCAAACUAUCAACACUAGUGCUUCACGAAACAACCGUCGAAGAGAUUCAACGCGCAAUGGGAAUCAUCAACAUCUACACCCAGUUGCAAGAGAUAUUGACGAAAAGCGUACUCUACAAGACAAAGAUGUUCGUCAUGGAAAUAAUAGAAGGCUUCAUCGAAUAGCAAGAGACGUAUUAAGCGCUAAAACCAUCACCAAUCCAGCACAAUUCCUACCUCAUAUAUUCCACGAAGCUCCAACUCCUAACCGCCACACCCGUCUAACAAUCCGCAACGAAACAUCCUCUCCUCCCCCAGACACCCCCAACAUCAAAUCCCUCCCAACCUGCCACAUCCAAGGCGACGCCUCCCCCGAACUAACAGCCUCCCUUUUCGGAACCUACAACCUCCCCGACAUCCUCUCCUGCCAAUCCUACUGCCGCACAACCCUCAUCCACACCUGUCUCUCCCACUCCUUCUCCCCCAACCUCACCAGCCCCUGCACAAUCUACGCACUCGCCCUCAACAGCACCCUCCUCCCCUCGUCCUCAGGAAUCUACUUCAGCAACCACUUCCCCAGCGACAACAGCGAUUACUGCUACGGCGACGAGCACGUGGUGCGGAAAUCGAGCUUUGCAAUUGCAAUUGUCCUGUUGCUGGUGCUAGGCGCGUUGGCAUUGACAGGCGAUCAGGUGUACCAUUGGAUGAUGCAUAAUUGGGCGAGGCAUAAGAGGAUGUUGGGGCGGGAGGAGGUUACUGCGCCGGGGAUGUUGAGUAUUGAUGCGUAUGCUACGGAGGAGGUUAGGGAGGUUGAGGAGAUUGAGAAUGUGGAUGACGAUGAUGGAAGUGGAGGUGGGGAUAAAAAGGGAGAUGGAGAUGGGGAUGGGGGCAAGGAUGGAGGGAAGAAUUGGGAGGUACAUCCUGAGUUGCAUAAAGAUAGGUAUUGGGUUUGA
Molecule: messenger RNA, 1032 nt
Organism: Glarea lozoyensis ATCC 20868
Lineage: Eukaryota; Fungi; Ascomycota; Leotiomycetes; Helotiales; Helotiaceae
Exons: 5
Coding region: 1-1032 (343 amino acids)
Source: RefSeq, a predicted model, not a curated record